This is a messenger RNA of Dermatophagoides pteronyssinus (European house dust mite), 1566 nucleotides long. Its product is annotated as probable ATP-dependent RNA helicase DHR1. NCBI's taxonomy places the organism in Eukaryota, Metazoa, Arthropoda, Arachnida, Sarcoptiformes, Pyroglyphidae. The record is from RefSeq and is a predicted model, not a curated record.
AUGUUAAUUACACAAACGAGACAUGAUGUAGAUUUUUAUAAACAUGUUGAAAUUCAAAGAGAUAGAAAAAUAAACCAUAUACGUUCGAAAAUACCCAUAAUUAAUUAUGAAUCCGCUAUAGUCGAACUCGUUCGUGAGAACUUGUUUUCGUUAGUUUCAGGAGGCACUGGGUGUGGCAAAUCAACGCAAAUCCCCCAAUUUCUUAUAGAAUGCGGGUUCAACUUUUCAGUUAGCGAUGAAAAAAAUAAAACAAAAAUAUUGAAGAUUUGCAUGACUCAACCACGAAGAGCGGCUGUUGAAUCUAUUACAAAUAGGCUGAAGUUUGAACUAGGUAGUUUUUCAGAGAACGUUAGUUCGCAUAUACGUAGCAAAUAUAACAAAUGUUCCUCAGACGAAUAUUUGGUAAUAAUGACUGAAGGAAUCUUGCUAAACAUGAUACAAUCCGAUAUACUUUUAUCCAAUUUCUCUGUUAUCAUUUUAGAUGAGUUUCACGAACGAUCGUUGAGCAGUGAUAUUUUGUUUGGCAUGCUAACAUAUAUAGUUAGAUUGCGAGCAUUUCUUUGGAACAAAAAUAAAAUAAACAUUCCGCCAUUGAGGGUGUUGCUUAUGUCUGCCACUUAUAAGUUGUUUGGGAAACCUAUAUUAGAUUUUGAUGCUUUGUUGAACGACUUUUCUUUUCAAAAAUUAGAAAUUGAAGACAAAAUUUUUCCAGUAGCAGUUCACUAUGCGAAAAAAACGGUAAAAAACAAUCUACCUGCAGUUGCCAGUAAAAUAAAGAAAAUUCAUAACGAGUUACCUGCAGGAUCAAUUUUAGCGUUUUUACCUGGAAAAAAAGAAAUUCAAUUUGUGCACAAACUUUUAUCAGGCGCUAACAGUAAAAAUAACGAAAUAUCAUUUGACGCUGAUAUCGACAAUAUCACAGCGGCAAAGCUGCAAGGGUUUGCCGAUUCAUCAAAUAACAUCUUGCCACAGUCUGAUGACGAAUUUACUGACUCAAUUGGUUUCGAUUUUGAUGAAGAUAAAAAUAACAAGGAACUAUCUGUUGAUUCUGAUAUUGGUUCGAUUCGCAAAAAAAUAAAAACGUGUGAAGCUGCAAGUAAUGAAACACUGCUUGAAACAGAUCCAGACUCUAAUGUUGAACAGGCAUCUUUAGAUGAACACAUCAAAAAAAAAGAAUAUACAGAAUGGAAGGGGGCUGAUGGAAAUGGCACUUUGACAGUAAUUGUCAUACUAGCAACAAACGUUGCAGAAACUUCUCUGACGCUGCCUAACGUACGCUAUGUUGUUGAUUCCGGAUACAUGAAGUAUAAAAAGUACAACCAACUGACUUCUGUAGGUAGCAUUAAAACUGUUAAUAUUUCUAAGUCAAACGCUGUUCAAAGAACGGGAAGAGCUGGAAGAGUUGGAAGAGGACAUUGCUAUAGAAUGUAUUCUGCAGAGACAUUUUCGGAGACAAUGAAAAACUUCAUGACCCCGUUGCUUCUGAGCACACCGUUAGAAUCUAUUUUCCUAAAAAGUAUUCGUAUUAUAUCAAAAACUCAGGCACAAAUGAAAACAUCGAAAUAA